Messenger RNA from Macaca mulatta (Rhesus monkey), 2142 nucleotides. RefSeq names its product SPRY domain containing 4 (gene SPRYD4). The record is from RefSeq and is marked provisional. Gene Ontology annotation, molecular function: protein binding. NCBI's taxonomy places the organism in Eukaryota, Metazoa, Chordata, Mammalia, Primates, Cercopithecidae.
AUAACACUGCGCGGCCGUCCCUCGCGCACCACGUGCUAGGGGAGCAGGCGGGCAGAUGGCUGAGUCUGUAAGCGGGAGGCGUGUCCGGCUCAUCCAUGGCGCAAGAUGGCGCUGCUUUUUGCACGUUCUUUGCGCUUGUGCCGCUGGGGAGCCAAACGAUUGGGAGUUGCCUCCACAGAGGCCCAGAGAGGCGUCAGUUUCAAAUUGGAAGAAAAAACCGCCCACAGCAGCCUGGCACUCUUCAGAGGUGAUACGGGCGUCAAAUAUGGCUUGGUGGGAUUGGAGCCCACCAAGGUGGCCUUGAAUGUGGAGCGCUUCCGGGAGUGGGCAGUGGUGCUGGCAGACACAGCGGUCACCAGUGGCAGACACUACUGGGAAGUGACAGUGAAGCGCUCCCAGCAGUUCCGGAUAGGAGUGGCAGAUGUGGACAUGUCCCGGGAUAGCUGCAUUGGUAUUGAUGAUCGUUCCUGGGUGUUCACCUAUGCCCAGCGCAAGUGGUACACCAUGUUGGCCAACGAGAAAGCCCCAAUUGAGGGUAUUGGGCAGCCAGAGAAGGUGGGGCUGCUGCUGGAGUAUGAGGCCCAGAAGCUGAGCCUGGUGGAUGUGAGCCAGGUCUCUGUGGUUCACACGCUACAGACAGAUUUCCGGGGUCCAGUGGUGCCUGCCUUUGCUCUCUGGGAUGGAGAGCUGCUGACCCAUUCAGGGCUUGAGGUGCCCCCGGGCCUCUAGUAUUUCCAUUACUGGAGUCCCUAAUCACGCUCUUGGCCAGCCUCCUUUUGAAAAUGUCUGAAGCCUUUUUACUUUGCCUCAAGCAACCUCUAGCUCCCGCAAUUCAAUGUUGGGUCCUUUGUGCAAUAUCAUAAUCAUCUUCCUCAUCCCCUACCUUGUGAAAGCUAGGCAUACAGCCAAACCCUCCUUCUCCCACCCACCAACUACUGCCAAUUUCCUAGGCUACCAUGGGUGAUGUAUCUUCCCUGACCUGCUUCCUUCAGUCCCUCUGCUUCCCUUUGCCCAGACCUUUCUCAGACUGUAUUCCAUCCUGGGGUCUUAUCAUUCAGCUUUGUUUGCAUUUAUUAAUCACCGUGAUAUUUCUCCCUCCCUUUGUCCACAUGUAACUUGUUUGUUCUUGGGGCUCUACCAGAUCGCUGAAGAGUAAAUCCUUUCUACCUCUGGCUGAAGGAGUGGUGCAGUCAAUGACUUGGCCCUUUUUCUACAGCACAUUCAGAGUUUGGGCUCUGGCUCCCUCAGUAAGUGCUUUAUUAACUCAGUGUGUCAAAAUGAAAACAGAGCCCUCCUUCCCCAGUAGCUCAGUGCCACAGACCUUCAGCCCUAGACAGCUGUAGCUAUCCUUACCCUGAGUCCAUCUACCUUAAUCUAUACCUCUGACACCCAGCCAGUCUAUCAUAAUCAUUAUCCCAGUUAUAACCAUGACCAAAGGAGAAGAGAGGUACUUGGGGGAUAUCUAGGGUAUGAGUGCUAGAAACUGUUGAUUCUUUUAUUUAUUUUUUGAGACAGUCUCACUCUGUCACACAGACUGGAGUGCAGUGGCAUGAUCUCGGCUCACUGCAACCUCUGCCUCCAGGGUUCAAGCGACUCUCGUGCCUCAGCCUCCUGAGUAGCUGGGAUUACAGGUGUGUGCCACCAUGCCCAUCUAAUUUUUAUAUUUUUAGUAGAGAUGGGGUUUCGCCAUGUUGGCCAGGCUGGUCUCAAACUCCUGGCCUCACGUGAUCCACCUCCCAAAGUGCUGGGAUUACAGGUGUGAGCCACCACGCCCGGCCAAAACUGUUUAUACUUGAGAAGUUCCAUCUUCAUUUCUGCCACAGUUGGAACUUCCCGAGGAAGGAGGGAGGCCUGAGGUUUUUUUGCACAAUCUGUUUCAGAGCCUGUUUAGACUCAAACCUACACUUCCCUUGGCAGCAGAAUAUACUUAACCUAAAGCAGUAUUUGGAGUUGAGAAAAACCUGGCAGGGUAAGUGAAAAUGUACUGUUUGGUAGAGUAGGUAGAGAAGCCGUGCUCUGACCCUGUGAUUCCAUCUUUUUCUCCCUUCUAUGAUGGUGAUGAAGCUAGAUACCCCUAGGGAAGAAAGAAGGACUGGGUUUAGCAAAAAUGACUUGAUAAUUAAAGUUUAUUUGAACACAAAA